GUUGCUUCCAUUUCAGUUUCAGCAUUUUGUUUAGUUUUGUUUUUUUCCUAGACAGCAAUUAUGGUUCAGCUUCCUCCAAACGCGAGUCUUCCCUGCUGUUUGCUUUAUAAAACACCUCACACUCACCCUUCUCACAAACAUCACAAUCUAUACAACUAGGAAAUCUACAACCCCCUCUUCUCUUCUCCUCUCCUCUCAGACACAACACAAAACAUAAGUUACAGAGAGGAAACUACUACUACCAACUUUAAUUAAGCACCAAGUCCAAGAGGGAAAAAUAAUAAUAAAAAAAAGGAAUGGGUCGCAGUAGCAUAGACAUGGAUAAGGAGAGAUUGACGGCUGAGAUGGACUUUAAGGACUCGUCCUCGGCCGUCAUCAAAAUCCGGCAACGGUUGCCGGAUUUCCUUCAGUCGGUGAAGUUGAAGUACGUGAAGUUGGGAUACGGGUACUCAUGCAACGCCGCCACCAUUGUGAUGGUGGCCAUAGCGGUGCCCCUCUUGCUGUCUCUCACGGGUCUAAAGCUCCACCACCUCUCCCAACUCGAUACCGAGACCCUCGCCGGUUCAGCGCUCCUCCUCUUCCUCCUGGCUCUGUACCGAGCGAAGAGGUCCCCACCGGUUUACCUGGUGGACUUCGCCUGCUACAAGCCGGAGAAGGAGCGCAAAAUCUCGGUGGACGGGUUCCUGAAGAUGACAGAGGAGAGUGGAGCCUUCGAGGAAGAGUCGCUUCAAUUUCAGCGGCGGGUUUCAACGAAAGCGGGUUUGGGGGACGAAACGUACCUUCCAAGAGGAAUCACUUCUCGGCCACCGAAUCUGUGCAUGGCGGAAGCGCGUUUGGAGGCAGAGGCGGUGAUGUUCGGAGCACUGGACGCGGUUUUCGAGAAAACGGGGGUUGAACCCAAAGACAUUGACAUUCUGGUGGUGAAUUGCAGCUUGUUCAACCCAACGCCGUCUCUGUCGGCGAUGAUUGUUAAUCACUACAAGCUGAGGAGCAACAUAAAGAGCUACAACCUUGGAGGAAUGGGUUGCAGCGCAGGACUUAUUUCCGUUGACCUUGCCAAAGACCUUCUGAAAGCGAACCCCAAUUCCUAUGCUGUGGUGGUGAGCACUGAGAACAUAACCCUCAACUGGUACUUCGGAAACGACCGCUCCAUGCUCCUCUGCAACUGCAUUUUCCGAAUGGGCGGGGCGGCGAUACUCCUCUCCAACAAGGCCUCGGAUCGGGCCCGGUCCAAGUACGAGCUAGCCCACACCGUCCGAACCCACAAGGGGGGCGAUGACAAGAACUACAACUGCGUGUACCAGAAAGAGGACGAUAAGGGACAAAUUGGGGUGUGUUUGGCGAGGGAGCUUAUGGCCGUGGCCGGUGACGCCUUGAAGACAAACAUAACAACGUUGGGUCCACUGGUCCUUCCCUUUUCGGAGCAGUUCAUGUUCUUCCUUUCUCUUGUUCGCAGGAAGCUUCUUAAGCAGACAUGGGUUAAGCCCUACAUUCCCAACUUCAAACUAGCUUUCGAGCAUUUCUGCAUCCACGCUGGGGGCAGAGCCGUUCUCGACGAGUUGCAGAAGAAUCUUCAACUCACUGAGUGGCACAUGGAACCGUCUCGUAUGACUCUUCACCGCUUCGGUAACACUUCCAGCAGCUCUCUCUGGUACGAGCUCGCCUACACCGAGGCCAAGGGUCGGGUCUCCAAGGGGGAUCGGGUCUGGCAGAUCGCAUUCGGGUCGGGUUUCAAGUGUAACAGCGCCGUUUGGAAGGCACUUCGUGACAUCAACAUCCCCGUCUUGAGGGACUGGCGUGGCAACCCCUGGGAUGACUCCGUCCAUCGCUACCCCGUCCCCGUCCCCACCGCUUCCGCUUAGAUUUCAAUAAAUUUAUUUUUAUUUACAGCCUUUCCCUUUACCGGUUCCGGUUUUUGUUUUCUCCUUCCUGGUGAAACUUAUUAUGCAUCCUCUGUCAAUUUGUCAAUGGAAAACAAACUAAAGUUCUUGUUUAUAUAUUUUAUCAAAGUAAUAUAAUUUUCAAUACAGUU
Abrus precatorius (Indian licorice) is the source of this 2032-nucleotide messenger RNA. RefSeq names its product 3-ketoacyl-CoA synthase 1. Bases 297 to 1862 code for a protein of 521 amino acids. Lineage: Eukaryota; Viridiplantae; Streptophyta; Magnoliopsida; Fabales; Fabaceae. Gene Ontology annotation, cellular component: membrane. Gene Ontology annotation, molecular function: acyltransferase activity, transferring groups other than amino-acyl groups. The transcript has a single exon. The record is from RefSeq and is a predicted model, not a curated record. Gene Ontology annotation, biological process: fatty acid biosynthetic process.